AUGCGUAACUUUACGAGGAUCCUGCUUUGCCGCUCCCCUUCCGGGAAAUGCCUGAGCAAAAGCGCCCACCUCGGGGGAAAUCACCCAUUCCGCUUUAAAAAGGCACACAUAAAAACACUGCAUAAUUUCCUGGAUGUCCUAGAAUUCGAAGAGGGGAAGGAAGACGAUACGGAGUACAGACGAAUCGAUGAGCUAAGCAAAUACAUUGAAGUUGUCAAAAUUAAGGACAGCCCAAUUAACGAAAGUAAGUAUUAUGGAUACAAUUUCGAAAAUGAAGAUAAUUUUUUUCAUCCCAAUGGAGAAUUGAAAAACUUACCUGAACAGGUCAGGCAAAAUGAAGUAGAACGAAUAAAGGAGUACAUACAUAUUCCCCCAUUCGUUUUAACGAAAUUAUGCGAAUAUGCAUUUAGGGAAAUUCUAUUUUUUCUAAAUAAAAAACAUUUGAAGCAAUUGAGCAAUAUAUUGAAGGAUGGAGAGUCCAGCAAGAACGACAAGUAUGUCGCCAUGACUUUAAUUAAAAAUGCAGUGAUCAGCGCUGAGCAGAACUUGCCUGGGUGUCAGGACACGGGGACAGCUAUCAUUUUGGGGAAAAAGGACGAGGAAAUAUUAACCACUUACGAGCACAAGUAUUUGAACUUAGGCGUUUACAAUGCCUAUCGGAAUAAUAAUUUUCGGUACAGCCAGCUGUCUCCUCUCAGUAUGUUCAGCGAGGAAAAUACAAAAAACAACUUGCCUUGCCAGAUCGAGAUUUACAGCUCCGUGCGCGGGGCGAAGGCACAUGGUGUGAAGACACCACCGGGGGUGCAGUUGUCUGCCUCGUCUACUGCUCCCAUCGAUUCAUCCCCCAAGUACGAACUGAUAUUCAUCGCCAAGGGCGGCGGGAGCGCAAACAAAACCUUCCUCUUCCAACAAACCAAGAGCAUCCUGAAUGAAGACAAGCUUUACGAUUUUCUCCUCGAGAAAAUUAAAGAAAUCGGAACCUCCGCAUGCCCCCCAUAUCAUUUGGCAGUAGUCAUUGGAGGGCUUUCUGCAGAGAUGAAUUUGAAAGUGGUUAAAUUAGCAUCUUGCAGAUAUUUGGAUAAUUUGAAGAAGGAGGGGGGAGGAUAUGGAAAGGCAUUCCGAGACACCAAGAGUGAGGAGAUUAUUUUGGAGAAGGCACAGGCGCUAGGUAUAGGUGCUCAAUUUGGGGGGAAGUACUUUGUGCAUGAUGUGAGAGUGAUCCGUCUACCAAGACAUUCCGCUUCUUGUCCCAUUGGCAUUGGUGUUUCUUGCUCAGCUGACAGACAAAUAAAAUGCUUGAUUAAUCGAGAAGGGGUAUUCAUGGAGGCUCUGGAACACGAUCCCAUUAAAUACCUCCCAGAAAUUACUUACAAUGAUUUGAAGCAGAUCGGAGGGGUUGCCACGCGCACUGGGGGCGAUGAUCACGCAAAAAACGAAACAGGGGAAGGCCUACCUGGGGAAGGAGGCGUACCCAUCAACCUUAAUCAGCCCAUGGAAAGCAUCCUCAAAUGUCUAUCCGAACAUCCCGUGUCUACGCUGCUGCUCCUAUCUGGCAAGUUAAUAGUCGCCAGGGACACAGCUCAUAAAAGAAUAGUGGAUGACUUUGUCAUGCGCGGAAUACCCAUCCCAGAGUAUUUUAAAAAGUUUCCAAUUUAUUAUGCAGGCCCAGCCAAAACUCCGGAUAACUAUGCCAGUGGAUCAUUUGGACCUACCACAGCUGGUCGUAUGGACGCCUAUGCUGAAGUGCUUAUGAAAAAUGGGGCUUCCUUAAUUUCACUGGCCAAAGGGAAUAGGUCGUCCGUUGUACGGAGCGCAUGUAAAAAGUACCAUGGGUUCUACUUAGGUAGUAUAGGUGGCCCUGGUGCCAUUUUGGCGAAGAAAAAUAUAAAGAAAGUAGAGGUGAUUGACUUUGCAGAGCUCGGAAUGGAGGCUGUGCACCUCAUCGACGUGGUCGACUUCCCCGCCUUCAUCGUCAUAGACGACAAGGGAAACGAUUUUUACAACAAGUGGAUUCCCCUGUAA
Plasmodium knowlesi strain H is the source of this 2022-nucleotide messenger RNA. RefSeq names its product fumarate hydratase, putative. The transcript has a single exon. NCBI's taxonomy places the organism in Eukaryota, Apicomplexa, Aconoidasida, Haemosporida, Plasmodiidae. Gene Ontology annotation, molecular function: hydro-lyase activity. The record is from RefSeq and is a predicted model, not a curated record. The coding region runs from base 1 to 2022 and encodes 673 amino acids.